GAUUAAAAAGGAAAUGAGGAACAAAAUGAGGAACCAAAACAACUUAGAACAUAAGAAUACACUGGAACAAAUGGACGCUCGCCAAAAACAGGACGGAGCUUUGGUCCACCCCAUACAGUGACAACAUCCAGACUGGAAUUCCCCUGAAGAAGAAACGGUUUAAGCGUGAUGAUGGCCAGGCCAGAGUCACCUGGCUGUAAGUCAAAGAUGAGUGACAGCUCUAUGAGCCGCCCUAUUGAGUUUAAAAGGGACCCUGACAAUGAAAGUCUGAUGUCUGGGAUGAUGUCAUCUACACAUAGCUAUAUACGUGUGGCUAAUAACCCACCACCAGAAGACCCUCAAGAACACAUGCUGAGCCCUCGCUACGCUGAGGCUGGAGAUGUGGCCUGUGAUCUGUGUGAAGGAAGGAAAUUACGAGCGUACAAGUCCUGUAUGACCUGCCUCGCCUCCUUUUGCAAGACUCACGUCAGAGAUCACUACAAAAUAGAGGCACUGCAGAGACACGUACUGGUGGAGGUCACCAAAAAUCUCAGUAUACUUCAGGAGAACGCUCAGCUGAAGAAGAUGAUCACGGAGGAACGAAGGGAGAAAACGGCUCUGAAGAAUGAUAACCAGGCCCUGAGGAAAGAGGUCGCUAUGCUGAGGCAGACGAUCUGUGAACUGAGGCUUCCUGACUUCAUCUGCAAAGGGAAGACACCUGCAGGAGUGGCUUCAACGAUGAAGGACUUUAAGGUGUCAGUACGGUAUACAGAUGCUGCGAAGAGGUGUGGCCUACAAGGACAUUACCUGUUACAGACCGACUUUGACAGCCUCCUUCUGAAAGAGCCAAAGACAGGAGAAGUGCUCUAUAGCUGGCCAUAUCGCUUCCUCAGGAGGUACGGGCGGGACAAGACAGUGUUUUCUUUUGAGGCUGGGAGAAGGUGCGACUCUGGGCAGGGAGUCUUUGAGUUUGACACUAACCAAGGCAACACCAUCUUCCAGAAUGUGGAGUCUGCCAUCAACAAAGUAGUGAAGACACAAGGACAGCGGAGACAGCCAAGAGAGCACAAACACAUGUAUGACAGCAUAGAUGAAUCUGCCAUCACAUCCACAUUCUCACAUCACCCCCAAAGACAUCCAGCUGCACACCAUGAAGAUUGUGCCAUUACACCUAGUGCACCCACAUCACACUACAGUGAUCCAGAGGAGGUCAAAGGUACUGCUUGGCAGGUAGUGGGCACUUUGAAUGACCCAAGUGGGCAUGACUACCCGUAUAGUGCAUACACAGAUGACUAUGUGAUUGCUGAAUCUCCCAUUAGGACCAUGAACCUCGUACAGGAGCGCGGGAACGAUGAAGAUGAGGACUAUUCAACGUUCAAUAAUGUGAUAGUGAAGAUGAAAACGAAUACUAUAAUCGAAUAGCCCCAUUUAGGAGUCUUUCAUCUAUACAGGUUAAGCACCACCUGACUUGGACUUGACCCGUAGACUUUGGUGCACAUCCUUGCAAACACUUUAUGAUCAUGUGAGGUAACCAAGUGACUAAUUGUGAAUUCUACUUUACUGCUGGUUGACUGGUGGUGUUUUCCACUGAAGAGACUGUACUAAAACCCCAUGCUUUUCACCAGCACUGU
This is a messenger RNA of Colossoma macropomum (tambaqui), 1610 nucleotides long. RefSeq lists its product as uncharacterized. Gene Ontology annotation, biological process: positive regulation of MAPK cascade; cell surface receptor protein tyrosine kinase signaling pathway. Bases 169 to 1401 code for a protein of 410 amino acids. The transcript is spliced from 6 exons. Lineage: Eukaryota; Metazoa; Chordata; Actinopteri; Characiformes; Serrasalmidae. The record is from RefSeq and is a predicted model, not a curated record. Gene Ontology annotation, cellular component: cytoplasm.